CUAUUAUAAUUAGUUUGCAUUUGUACUUACAUACGUAUUUAUCUACUUUCACGUUUACGUACGUAUGUACAUAUAUACUUCUGUAGAUACUUUUAAUAAUUUUAUGCAUGCCCAUUCAUAACUAACUAUAAGUAACUCGCCUACCAAUUUAUGUUGCUUGGCUUUAUGUACUUAUUAGCUCACCCUGCGUAGCAUGAGAGCUAUUGAAUUCCUCUUGUCCGUCUGUCUGUCUGUGUGUUAAAGACCUUUUUGCAUCAAUUGAUGCUAAUUAAAUAGGACCAUGUCCAUUUUUUGGGCAAUUAGUAGCACCAUUAUUGUGAAACAAACAGUACCGCAAAAUGGUGCGAAAUAAUUGGGGGAAUCGAUGUAUUCCGCACCAAUGGUUAAGAUUAUCUGAAAGUUCUUGUUAGUCGUGGCAGACAUAUCUUAACCUCGAAAUCAUGUCAAAAUUGUAUCUCAAUUUUACGCAUUUCGGCCGCACCAAUGGUGCAAAAUUUUAUCAAAUUUUUGUUAUUCCCCGCUUAUUCUGUACCAUUGGUGCAAAAUUAUAUGAAAAUUAUGAAUCUUUUUUGUCGGCUAAUUCUGCACCUUUGGCGCAAAGUUACAUAUACAACUCAUUAUAAUAGGGUCAGCUACUUCUAACGUUACAACGGUUUAUUUAUUUGCGACUUAAUUUUUAGUUCACAAAAUUUAUACCCAUAUUUUUAUCAUGUUCAUAAAAUAGUCCAUUCUCUUACUUAUCGCAUUUCUUUGAAUGGACGAUAAGUGAGCAUAAUAAGUAUGCUUAAACAAUGCUACAUAAAACUUAUUCUCUGGCUUCUCGUUCUACACCAUUUUCAUUUUCACAUUUACAGAUCCUGGCAAAUGGCUUGGAUAUUCAAUCCCAAUGUUCAUACCUAAAGCAAGAUGAAAGUAACCUGGUUGGUGUGUUGGAUUGUGUCGGUUUUAAUGCGUCCAUAUUUCUUGGAUGCUGCCCCACGUGAGCGUAAUUUCAACGACUGGCAGGAAACGCAUAGUCCAUGGGGCCGAAUGCUAGCGAUGAUGAGUGAAGUCCGAAGUAUUCAGUGUCAACGUGGUUUUUACAACAUCUCGGAUGCCGUAAUCGACUCUGCCUUCCAUUGUGCAAAUCUUAAGCAUCCUAAGAAGUCUCGGAUGCAUUUCCGAGAUGAAUUGGUAGAUUGGGAGGGAGAAUCGCCAAUGCUUUGUUUCAAAACGUGCGUAAUGAGGGAGUCUGGUGCUAUGAAUGACGAUAACACGGGAAUCGAUAAGGAGAGGGCACAUCGCAUGUUUUUUGCAGGGAUGAGGAAGCCUGGUGGUCACAUGUCAGUGGACGUAAUGACUGAGGAGUUGGUAGAAUGUGACCAAAAAUAUCCAACCGAAUUUCCCAGGCAUUACAGAAAUUGUACAAACACGGAAAAUAUCUUCCGAUGCUAUGGAGAAGUGCUGCAUGAAUGUGACAGAAUGGGAGAAAUGAAUGUCAGUGGUGAUGUCAAUGAUAAUAUUUCAAAUGACUACGAAUAACUUGACUAUAAAAUCGGAUUCCUUGGUCUGAGAUACAGUUUCAGUUGCUCAAAGUGUAAACUAAAGCACACUGACAGAUUUAUGUACGUAUGUACAUAUGUACAUAGUUAUAUAUAUGUGAAUAAACUUCAGUACUAAAACCAUGUAACACCAAUCGAGAGCUAUCGUUCUGAUUGCAUUUUAAUGAGGUUGUUUUGCACGAAAAUUCGGUGAUGGAGUUGCAUGGUAAUCAUUAUCUGGCAUUGUACAUUUAUAUGUACGUGGAUUGUCGUGGAUACACUUACAUGUGCAAAGUUCAUUAGAAAUUUUCACGGUUUCUUUACGUGAUGAUUAACACAAAAGUCUAAAUAGUCGAAAUAAUUUAUAAUUUAAGGACUUGCAUAUUUUACUUGAUAAAAAAUAUUAUGCAUUAAGAAAAAUGGAAGUCAAAAUGUUUGCAUUAUAUGCAAUAAGCGUAAUAGUUAUUUCUCUGUGUGAAGUUAACAGUAUAUCGGAUCGCAGUCGUCAAUUCGAGUUAAAUGAUGUUCACUGUGUCGAUUUCAACGACUCUUGUCCCCUGUGGGCAAGAGGUGACUGCAAUUCUCCGCUGAUGGAAUUCUACUGUGCAAAGUCAUGCGGAAAAUGUGAUAAGUGCCAAGAAGAACCUGGCGUGGACAAAAAAUGUGAUGUUUGGGCAAAGCGAGGAGAAUGUGAGAGAAGGCCAGAAUACAUGCAGACUCGAUGCCGAAUUAGUUGUGGACUUUGUCGUCCAAGUUAACCAAAUACAAUUAGUGUUUUAUGAAUGCAAUUAUUUACAUAUAUGUAAUUAAUGGAAAAGUUAAAAUUGAUUGUAAGGAUAGGUUGCAAAUAAAGUACAUAGUCUGACUGAAACCGUCAGAAAUUGAUUAUGUUGUGAACUCCCAAA
Messenger RNA from Folsomia candida, 2425 nucleotides. RefSeq lists its product as uncharacterized. The record is from RefSeq and is a predicted model, not a curated record. The transcript has 6 exons. Gene Ontology annotation, molecular function: odorant binding. Lineage: Eukaryota; Metazoa; Arthropoda; Collembola; Entomobryomorpha; Isotomidae. Bases 907 to 1521 code for a protein of 204 amino acids.